AAGGAGGCGUGGCUGCGCGGGGCGUGGCGCGAGGCCGUGGCGCGGCGGCGGGCGGGGAGCGAUGCGCGCCGCGGCCUCACGGGCGGGAAUUUUCUUCCGGGGUGCGGCCCGCUCGGGGGGUUUCGCUUCCGGGACGGUGCUGCGGGCCCUUCCCACCCCCGCCAGGGGAAGGGGGCAAAAAAAUUUCAGACCUUCUUACUACAUCAGAAGAAAAAAGGAAGAUAACAAGAUAGCACCCCCAUUUCCUCCCCUCUGCAUGUUCCUCGUAACGUUACUGGGUUGUUCUCCUGCAACUGGGACAGCCAUGGAGAAGAGUGGGAACAUUCAGCUGGAGAUUCCUGACUUCAGUAACUCUGUCCUGAGCCACCUGAAUCAGUUACGCAUGCAGGGUCGCCUGUGUGACAUUGUGGUCAAUGUGCAGGGGCAAGCUUUCCGUGCUCACAAGGUGGUACUGGCUGCCAGUUCGCCCUACUUCCGUGACCACAUGUCCUUGAACGAAAUGAGCACCGUUUCCAUUUCUGUCAUCAAGAACCCUUCUGUUUUUGAGCAGCUCCUUUCCUUUUGUUACACCGGUAGGAUAUGUCUGCAGCUGGCCGACAUCAUCAGUUAUCUAACGGCCGCCAGUUUCUUGCAGAUGCAGCACAUCAUAGACAAAUGCACACAGAUACUUGAGGGAAUUCAUUUCAAAAUCAACGUGGCAGAGGUGGAAGUGGAAUUGAGCCAGACCAGGACAAAGCAUCAGGAGAGACCACCGGAGUCUCACCGGGUGACACCAAAUCUCAACCGUUCUCUGAGCCCACGUCACAACACCCCAAAGGGGAGUCGUCUGGGCCAGGUUAGCACCGUGCUGGACAUUCGGGAGCUCAGCCCACCUGAGGAGUCCACCAGCCCCCAGAUAAUUGAACAGAGUUCAGAUGUGGAAGGCAGAGAGCCCAUACUACGAAUUAACAGAGCAGGACAGUGGUACGUUGAGACGGGAAUGGGAGACCGCGGGGGACGGAGUGACGACGACGUCCGGGUGCUGGGAGGAGUGCGCAUUAAAACCGAGAACCUGGAGGAGUGGCUUGGGGCAGAGCAUCAGCCAUCGGGAGAAGAUGGGAGCAGUGCUGAGGAGGUCACUGCUAUGGUGAUCGACACCACAGGCCAUGGAUCGAUGGGCCAAGAGGCUUAUGCAUUAGGAUCCUCAGGUGCCAAAGUGGUCAGGCCAACCAGCAGUGAGAUUGAUAGAUUUAGCCCUUCUGGCAGCAUGGUUGCUGUGACUGAACGGUACAGAUCAAAAAGUGAGUCUCCCGGGCGGAUGGAUGAGCCUAAGCAGCCCAGUUCCCAGGGGGAGGAAUCAGCCAUGCUGGGAGUGAGCGGUUAUGUGGAAUAUCUCCGAGAGCAGGAGGUUUCAGAGCGCUGGUUCCGGUACAACCCACGGCUCACUUGUAUUUACUGCGCCAAAUCCUUCAACCAGAAAGGCAGCCUGGAUCGGCACAUGCGUCUCCACAUGGGCAUCACACCUUUUGUCUGCCGCAUGUGUGGGAAGAAGUACACCCGCAAGGAUCAGCUGGAGUAUCACAUCCGCAAGCACACAGGCAACAAGCCCUUUCAUUGCCAUGUCUGUGGCAAAAGCUUCCCUUUCCAGGCCAUCCUCAACCAGCACUUUCGCAAGAACCACCCUGGCUGUAUGCCUCUGGAGGGGCCUCACAGCAUCUCCCCUGAGACCACGGUCACGUCUCGGGGGCAGGCGGAAGAAGAAUCUCCUCCACAGGAGGAGGCUGUCGCUGUUGUGGAGACGGCACAGGGAUCUGUGUCCACCACUGGGCCAGAUUGAAACACAGCUGCAGAGUCUGGGGAGAAAGGACUGUCUUCCCAUUUCUGGCUCUAAAGUACCCGGCAGGCUGGUACUGUAAUUAGUGCAAUGCCACCACUGGACAGAAGGAAGCUCCCAAGAUGUUGCCAAAAUAGAAAAAUCUUUCUCUCUCUCUCUCUCUCUCUUUCUCUUUCUCUCACACACCCCCACACACACACGUAGAGUGUUGAAAGUUUUUCUCCCUUAUUCCUCCUCCUCUUGGAGAAAAACAGAACAACUGUGUCAAUCAACUUCUUAUUCAGGGAUCGACAGGAUUUUACAUUUUUUUAAUGUUCCAUAGUGAUCUGAGACGAGCAGUCAUUUGUAUUUCUCAACAGCAUUUUGGCCUAGCAGCUGGGGCCCGCUGGCAAUGCUGGCAUCAGCCAUGCAGACCCAGUGGGCCUAGUGUGCAGGGCUGUUCUUUGCCAUAUCUGCUGGUCCAGCUCAAGGGGGGAUCAGGGGUAAGAUGCCAUUGCCUUUCUCCCUUCCCCAGGUAGCUGCCAUGUUAAAGAAAACAAAAAGACUGUCCUGGUGGAACCUGCCUUGCCCGAGUGCAUUUUCCCUGUCUUAUUUUUGGUGUGUCUCUUUACAUUUUUACUUAAACUAUUAUUUUAGGGCUCUUGGCUUGCCCCUUCCAGGCGUGUGGCCUCAAAGCCCCUUGUUAAAAGUGGGCAUGACUAUAAAGCAGUAUUCUAGAGGUCAGCAAAAUUUUAAGCGCUUCGGCUACUGAAAGUGAAAUUUAGCAGCUCUGAGGUUUGCAUUAGACUCUGAUGCAUUGGGAGAAGGGUUGGAGGGGUCUUUCUGAGGAGGUUGUCCUUUGCUGUUGCUGAUCUGGAGAGUUCAGAGCACUCUGACGUCCUGACUGGUGCCUGCUUCAGGUGUUGCCGAGCGUUAGGAAGAGUUUUUCAGGACUGGCUGAAUUGCGGAGUUAGAGGCUGGCUACCAAAGUCGUCCUUCACCCCUACUCCUCCCUCAAUACGCACUUGAUCUUUUAUAACAGCAAUAUGGUAUACUGAAAUACUAUUGUCCCAGCCAAGCAAUCCUGGGUGGUUGCUUUUAAAUGUGUUUCUACAAACCAGUUUGAUAACUUUUUUAUCAAUGAAGUGCAAAAAGAAAAAAAAAAAACUAUUUCCUUGUAACAGUUCAGGAAACUUUAAAGUGAAUGGUUCCUAGAGCAAUCACAACUCUGUCCUCUUGCAUGGACUUAAACUUUUGUAUUCUAAGCAGUUCUGAUGUUUAGAGCAAGUUUAGGCCGGAGAGACAUGCCUGCGUUGUGUAUUGUAGGUGUUUGCACGUGCUUACGUGUUUCAUAAAUGGAAAAGCAUGGGACAGGUAAAUAAGUGCAAAUAUCUUGACAUCUUUUGAAGAAGUCUUUUAAAAAAUAUGCAAUACUCUAAGAGUUUUCUCUGGUUCUGAUGCUGAGUUGUUCAUGAUGCAGGGGGGAAAUGAGCAACAAGUUGCGCAGAUGGGGUUUGGGAGAGGAUGUUUGGUUUAAGGAGCUCUUUUGAGGGUGUAUAAUGUGUACAAUAAGGAAGGAUGAAGUUCUGAUCCUUAAGUUGAUGGGAGGAACAGAGACAUUGAAAAAGAAAUACACUUCAUCUUGCUUGGGCAAAGCAAGCCUGGCAAGCAGUUAGAGCAUGGGCUUGGCAGGCAGGAGGAGACUUACCAAGUGAAAAUAAAGCUUGCCUGCAGGCUGACUGCACAACUUUGGGCACAUGGAAACAUCUCCAGCCCUUGCUUUCCCCAUCUGAAAAUUGGAACACAGGAUCAUUUUCCUGCCCCUUUAGAGGGAUGAAUUUGGAGAAGGGUAAUGUAUUCUUGCCUCACUUCAUAUAUUUUUCUCUUUUAUAAGUGACGGCUCUUACUGUUCCUCCCAUGUCUCUCCAAAAUCAGAUGUGGUUGUAAUGGACUUGUGUGGGGGGAAGAGAAAGGCUUAGUGCCAGGAUCAUGUGUAACAGGGAUGUGCUGCUAAGAGAGGAACCUUUGCAGGUGUUCUUAGCUGAGCAUCUGGAAAGUACAAUUUCCUUGCCCAUUUCAAAGAGGAAAAAUUGUAUUUCAUCUCCAUUUUUCUUCUGUCCCUUCUUCCUCCUCUCUUGUCAUGUGCAUCGUCACACAGUGAAUGGUUUUCUAAGCGGCCACCUGAGGGACCAGCCCCACUGGGUUUCCUGUCGAAGGUCAAACAGGAUUGUACCGAAACAGUAAGGUUGCCAGAGAGCAGUCACAGAAGAGGAGAUAAGAGGGUGGCUAAGGUAGGUUUCAUUGCAAUCGAGGUGUGGGGAGGAGCGGAGACGUGCCGAGUAUGCUGCUUUAGUCAUAGCUUUUGAAAUUACCAAAAAUCAAAAAGAAAAAAGUUAAAAACUUUGAAAUCCUAUCCUGUUCACACUAGAAAGCAUCAAAAGUUACUUUUAGUUGCUUAAAAGAUUUAAGUGUUUUAAAAUAGAAGUUUUAAAAGAAUACUACCAAACUAUAAAAACAUAAAAUUAUUUAUAUACAUAUAUUAUAUAUAAAUAUAAUGGAAAAGUUUCCCUGCUAAGCUUGCUGUGAAGAGAAGGGUGAAGGUGCAGUAAUUGCUACACAAGCAACAUUUUUCUGAAACAGAUGGCAACCAAUCCAUCAAAGCAUAAUGCUGAAGGGCUGACAUAAAAUGGUGAAUGCCUUUAUUUAUUUGGCACAGCUUUGAGUUUCUUUAGCAGGUUUUUGUUUUACUGUAUCGAUACUGUGAACGGAAGAGCAUCCCAAGAGUCCAGGAUGCCAGUGGUGCAUUCUGUUUUGCUGAUUCACUACUUUCAAUUGGCCUGGUGAAAACCAUGGAAUCGGUCCUUCAUAUUACACUAGGCUAGUCUGAAAACAAAGCUUGUGAAAGGUUUUUAUUUCUUUUUCUUUUAUGGGUUGGGUGGGAUUUUUCGUUUGGGGUUUUUUUGGUGCAAAGGUUGCCACUGUAUAAAUGAUCAUUUCUGAUUGCAUGCAAAAGAGCCAAUAUUCUUGCCUGGGCCUCACUGAGGUGAAGUUUAUAGCUUGUAGCUAGAGUCAGUAUAAGGUAUGGUAGUGGGAAUCAUUUUAAUAUUAUUUCUGUACCUUUAAUGGAUGUGUAUGUGUAUGUAUGUGUGGGAAUCAUGGUGUUUCUAGUGUUUUCUUGAACAGUGCUGAAAGCAGUUUAGGCCCAUCCGUGCUAGGAGAUGGAACCAGUUCAGAAGGAAUUGUUUAUUAAACUUUUCUUUCAGUGGCUGACUUCCUCAGUGCAGAUAAGGCCAAGGUUCAAGAAAAAAAGGGGGUGGAGGUUGUAUACGGUAUGAGAAAACCUCAUGUGAAAUUUCUGGCAGUGGAGCUGCUUUCCAUAACAAAAUGAUAACCGUCUUCUGUUGCCUCUCCACUGGCACACUUUUGUAGCUCUUUACAGUUGCAUCAAAGCUGUAGAGAAUCACAUGCCAACUUUCCAAGUGUAAAUGCUUCUGUGAUGGGUUGAGGCACAGCUUUGCAUUUCCACGUCUAGCUGCAGCUUUUUCCCCUCUGCUAAAACUGUGAUUUCAACUGUGAUUUAAGGAGGAUGUGAAGAGAACUCUGUCAUAUUUUAAUACCUCUGUGUGUAACAUUUCUGUCCGCUUCAGAGUUAGGGCUUACUAACCCAUUUGUUUGCUUGCCUCAGGCAACAGGGGGAACACACUCUAUUUCUGCAGUUUUGUUUCUUGGAGGAGAACACAUUUCUUAGUUCUUUGCUGUGUCAGAGAAACCUUUCAAAUGUGAAUCAUUGUGGUUAUCUCCUUAAGCCUGCAGAAAGCCCUGGUGCCAAGUCACAGCAUAGUGAUGUGACGGUUGCCGUGGCCAUUCCCUGCUGCUGCCAGGCUCCCUGUGAAUAGCUGUGAAAAUAGCAAGAAUUGUGUUAAUACUGUGCUGCUGCUUUGGGGAAAAGCUAAAUCUCAUCCUCUCAGGAGGAUGACUGAUGUGAAGCUGGGAAAGGGAAAAAGCAGAAGGUCUUUUUGCUGUCUUACAGUGGGAGUGUGUGAAAGCAAACUAUGCUUCUUAUUUCCAGCAGCUAGUUAGAGAGGGAUGAGCGAGGAGGCUUUAUGAAAUGUGAAUUUAUAACAGGAGGCUGAGAACACACUUAAAGCCGCUUAAUAAGAUCCCAGGAUAUCAGCCUGGUCAGAGCAGCCAAUGUAGAAGGGCAGGCCGUCACUUGUCCUCCCAGCAUUGUCUGGCCAUCAGGUUCAGUCCUUUGACUUACCCACAUCUUUCCUACAAUAUUUUCAAGCUGUGAUUUAACUUCCAGAAGUUUGGGUGGCUGAAGGGCAGGAAGAAUAGAAAGUGUUUUGUAUCUCUGCUGCUGUUUUAAUUCCAGCUGAGGUCAGUAGCAGCUGCCUCUGUUCCUAUCUGACAGCUCUUCAGAGCUGAAAUUGCAUUUGGAACAAGCUGUGAUCUUGCUGUGAAGCAUAGCGGAGCAGGCUUGGUGGGGAGGGUACAGAGCCCUCUGAGAUCAAGAGCAGAUCUCCCUGCCUGUCCUGCUCUUGUUCUGUGACAGCUAGGUGACUGUUUCAGGGAAACACACUUCCCACACCUUUAUGCAAUAGUACUGUCACUUAAAAGUUUGAUGCCCAUUUCAGUAGAUGAUUCUAAGCAGUCUGGUCUUCCAGCAGAAUCCUUUUGCUGUCUUCAGGUGAUGCAACCCUAAUAAUGCAUUUCCAAGAGCAGAGUUGUAGCUUUUAUUUGUUGUUGACUUCAUCUCUCCUUCAGAGCCAAAUGCAUAAAUAAAAAGACACCUGAAAAGGUGCAGUUUAUUUGGGUGGAAGGUAGCAUGUGAGGUAGACAGUCAUGCGUCUUUAAAACCAACAAAAAUUGGCACCCCUUAAACUUGUUAUUUCAACUUUAUAAAAAUUCUACUCUUUGAUGCAUAACAUGCUUGCCUUACCAGCAUCCAGGUGUUUCUGCAGAUGAGUAACACCAAAUGCUGUUCUUGCUCUACCGGAAAUAUUUUGGGAUGGGAGAAUUCAAGGAGCUGUAAUUCAGGAGACUUCUAAUUUUUGUCAAGGUGUGGGCUCUGAGUUUCCCCUGGGAGCUGAGCCCAUAGCCAGGACUACAGUCAGAAAGUUUGGAGUCUUCCAAUGGAGCUGCCACUGACUGCCAGCAUAGCCUCAUCUCAGAGAUGAGCAUUAUGUGUAUCACAGGGUGAGAUCCAUGCACAGAGCUUUGACGUCUUCAGUGAAAGGUCCUAAAGAGGAGCCAGUUAUCUUUAUGUCAAUUGUUAUCAUUCAAAGCAUAUUUUAAUAUAAUACAUACAUAUGUAUGUAUAUGCAUUUAUAUAUAAAUAUAUAUAUUUGUAACCAAAUAAAAGCUAGACCUAUGCAAAUGCUACUAGCUGCUGCUUGAAACUAAUGUCUACCAGAACAUUUUGGAAUAGAUUUGGAGUAGAUUUGUUGGGUUUUGUUGGUGGUUCUGUUGUUCGUUUUGUUUUUCAAUAAAAUGCAGCAGACCAAAGUUUUGCUGCAGUUAGUCUUACUAGAAAUUUAGGUUGUUCUUAAUCUGGAGCCCACUCGAAUGGGUUAUAAAAUUAUCUGAAGAGUCCUACCAUCUCUAAAUAAUUUCUCUCUGCCUUGAUAUUAUUGCUGAAAGACUUUCUUUUGUGAAACAUAGGUAAACACAGAGGCUGAGACUAGGAGAGACUGAAUGUGAUGUUUGGGAGAUAACUAGAAGAGAAGUAGAAUCAAGAAGAGACUGGGAACGUUUUCUUUUGGAUGUAGGAUUGCAUUGGCUUCAAGGAAUCUUCCUCUGUGUGAAAAUGUCACUGAGAUAGAGGCAGUGAUUGAAGCAUCUCUGGGUUGAAUUCUGGUCCCGGUGGAGGUACCAGAAAUCUUCCCACUGAAUCUGAUGGUACCAGAGUUUAGUCUGCUGGGAGAAAUUUCAUGUGGUUUCGACCAUUUCUUUGUGUCAGAUCCAAUCUUUGCUUUUAGGAUUAACUACAAUAUAUCCAGCUGUAAUCUUCAGUGCCCUUUGACUUUCUAUUCCUGGUACUGUAGAAAAUUCAGGUUUCCUGUAACAUUAUCCUUAUCCCAACUGUGAACAAGUUACUACUGCUUCUUAUAAUUUAUUGUCUUUCUGUUCCUGAACGUCUGUGUGAUUGAGCUGUUCACCAGCACCACCUUCCAAUGCUUCAUGAGCUUUUAUGCACAGGGAAUUGUUGCAAUGCUUAGGUUGACCAUGCUAGUUGGAAGAGUAGAAGCCUUUGGAAAACGACUUCUGCUUCCUCUAGCUGUCAUUAGGGAGUGCACACACACAUAUCUGUAUAUACAUAUAUAUGUAUACAUAUAUAAAGUAUUUCAAUAUAAACUCAUUUAGCAUUAUUCUUAUUUAAUUUAUAUUUUAAUCCAAUUGUAAACCAAAGUAUUACAGCUUGUGAAGUGAUGUGUCUCAGAAAUAGGAGGAGACUUUUUAGACAGGAGCUCUGAAAGAACUUUGCUGACAAAAGCGCAGAUACGAAUAAGACUUAAGAACUCGUGCUGCUGAAUCCUAGAGAUUUGCAUCCUUGGAAGGAUUUCAGACCUACUAGGUUAAGUUUGAUGGUGGGAAGGCAGUGUGGGUUACCAUUUUAAAACAAUGUUUUGGGGCUUUUUUUGUCAUCCAGUAUUACUUGGUAUUUGAGGAAUUGCUACAAGAGCAGUAUGGCGGGGCAUCUGAUUGAAAUGAGGCGAGUGGUUAAAGCAUGGUUAAAGCUAAGAAAGCGAUGCCGUGUAGUCUCAUUUGCUUCUUGUGUCUUUCGAUCACAGAUCUGGAUGGGGUUGUGCCAUGUUCAGCUUCGGGCAUCUCCAUGCUCCCUUCUCGAACAUCCCUGUAGGGAGCUGCUCAGGUGGUAGUUUGAGUGAGUGCAUUAAAAGCACAACUCGGUGGUGUUUCUACUGCUGGGCUUUUCAUCAGAAUCACUCUGGAGUCUCUGCCAUCCUCCUGUGCCUGGUCACAAAACCUGGGGUUUCUGCCCUGCCUCUUGAACUGGGAUCCUUUAAGGAAGCACAGGGACUUGCCUGCUAGAAUGCCUCAAGGAAAUACCCUGUAAGGGAAAGUAUGGCAGGAAUUUAGGUGUGGGUUUGCUGUAUGUGCUCUAACAUGGAUCUAAAGUGAUUUUCUGUGGUCUUCUGCCUGACCCUUCCUUGUAAAUGCAGGCUUUGGAUGGAUUUUUGUAAACAUGCAUAGAAAAGAUGGGACAGGCUGUUUCAGUGCUACCACUGCUUCUGCCUGUGUCCCCUUUAGCUCACUGUUUCUUGCUGUAGUAUCUGAUAAGGGUUGGAGCUGAGAGGUGUUUGUUAAGAUGGAGUAUAGUGGGCACCAGACCAGGUGCUCCUGGGCCUUGGCUCAUCUGUGCUGUCAGAGCAACUAAAGCUCUGAACCCAUGAGGCAGGGUUCAGGGCCUUCUUAAGACUUGGGAGAUUGCAGAGUUUUCCAAAGUACUGAAUGGUUUUGUAGGAAAAUAAUUAUGUUCUGGCAAGCCUAGAAAUAAAAAGGGAGAAGAAAGCAAAUCAGACUGUACUCUGGCAAACUGAAGCUAGAGAGAGGAAGCCACACAAACAGCCACUGAUGUAUUUAGUGUCUAAUUUAUAGUUCUAGAAAACCAGACACUGCUAUUUACUGAUAUCUAGAAGUGGUUGGGGUUUUUUUUUAGUGACUUCUGUGGAGGUGCACGUUCUGCUGUCACCAAUGGGAUGAAAAAAUGGGUUCAAUAUAAAAUCUUGCUGAUUCUUCUGUGCCAGGGCGUAAGUGCCUUUCCAAGGAAUUAACAAACACUAAGAACAAAUUCACCUCUUAAGUCUCC
Pezoporus flaviventris is the source of this 9623-nucleotide messenger RNA. It is a transcript of the gene ZBTB37, whose product is annotated as zinc finger and BTB domain containing 37. The transcript has 5 exons. Bases 62 to 1816 code for a protein of 584 amino acids. Gene Ontology annotation, molecular function: DNA-binding transcription factor activity, RNA polymerase II-specific; protein binding; RNA polymerase II cis-regulatory region sequence-specific DNA binding. Gene Ontology annotation, biological process: regulation of transcription by RNA polymerase II. The record is from RefSeq and is a predicted model, not a curated record. Lineage: Eukaryota; Metazoa; Chordata; Aves; Psittaciformes; Psittacidae.